Molecule: messenger RNA, 1191 nt
Organism: Alternaria conjuncta
Lineage: Eukaryota; Fungi; Ascomycota; Dothideomycetes; Pleosporales; Pleosporaceae
Exons: 2
Coding region: 1-1191 (396 amino acids)
Molecular function (GO): protein binding
Source: RefSeq, a predicted model, not a curated record
AUGUCGAUCACUGUACCAUCUUUGUGUCCCUUCGAUGCUCUGCCCAACGAGUUGGUUAUGAGUAUCAUCGAGCGCAUUCCAAAUGAGAACGCUAAGGACAUAUGUCACCUUAGUCUGAGCAGCCGGCGGAUGUAUACGCUUUCGCUCGAUCAUUUAUACGGAAACCUUUUCGUACGACGUCCUUGGCCACUACUACGUACGCUAUGUGCAAAUCCAGAGCUUGGAAAUCGAGUCCGAAACCUCACAUGGAAGCACGGUUUCGACGAUCAUGACGAUACUGAGGAGAACCGAGCUGUUUUCCUUAUAUGCAUUAGGAUUAUGGGGCUACUAGAGAAGGACAGAUUAAUGUCUAAUGCUACUGGCACACGACGCGAUGACGAAUUUCUCGAAAUACUUCUCAUGUUCACCCCGAAUGUCGAUACACUUGUCGUCGCAGACAAAGCCUUCUGGCCAGAUGACAAAUACUGGUUCACGACUAUAGCGAACCAUUCGGAUCGUUUCAUACACCUAAGGAGCAUCAACAUACACGGUCCGCUGUCGUUAGAAGCCAUUGCAUACAUUUUCCUCCUUCCUUCACUCCACGAUUUUACCGCUUCGGACUUAGUGCUCCUCGAUCAGAACAACAAACGCCCGGCUUGGGACCAAGACAUUCCGAUUCAGACUGUGCUAGAUCCCGCAUCUUCUCAAGUCCAGGAAAUCACGCUGAAACGAUCCGUUGUGGAGGUGCCGACGCUGAGAUACUUCACCGAAGCUUGCAGGAAUUUGAAGAGUUUCUCCUACGAACAAGACAUCAAUAAUGGUAAUAGCAGGACUCCGAUUAAUUGUACUUCCGAUUUCGUUGCGAAACUAGUCCAUCAUCUUCCACCGUCACUGGAAGAGGUGAGCUUUGAGAUUGACUGGCAAGAACACUGGGGUUCGAAGGGGUGGGAGGGCCCGACAGAGAUGCUGCGCCAUCUCGCUGAGAUGGCUUCUCCGAAGCUGUCUCUGAAGAGAGUUGCUGUAGUAGACUGGCCACCUUUCUUGGGUCACUUUCCACCAGAUUUUGCGAAGCUACACCAGUGCUUUGCCGAGCGCAACAUAGACUUCGCAUCGAUUCCCGCUCAUAUUGAAGGACCGGAUCCUCUGCAAUUGCUGGACUACGUAGAGCCAGGGUGGGUGUUUGUGCAGGUAGCUGAUGCGGAGUACGCGUAA